Molecule: messenger RNA, 882 nt
Organism: Fusarium odoratissimum NRRL 54006
Lineage: Eukaryota; Fungi; Ascomycota; Sordariomycetes; Hypocreales; Nectriaceae
Exons: 1
Coding region: 1-882 (293 amino acids)
Source: RefSeq, a predicted model, not a curated record
AUGAUUUCGCGCAACCUUCUUACUGGGACCGUUGUCCUGCUGGCGGCUAGUUUGGCUAACGCUGGACCCUGCCGCCCUUCGUCAAUUGCUUCCUCGUCUACUGUCAUUACAUCUGUCAGUGAGACUGCGACCAGUUCCUUCGAGGGCGAGGCCGCGAGUUCCACUGCUUCUAUCGAUGCGACCCAGACUGCUACCACCGCGACUGAGUCUGAGUCCGAGAGCGAGACUGGAACCACCUUCAUUGUCGAAACGACUCCCACUGUCUCUUCAGUUGAAACCACCACCACAGCUCUUGUCGAUACCACCACUGCCGCGCCGGUUAUCACCUCUGCUGACACUACCACCGAGGCUACAACCACCACUGCCGCAGCUACCGCCACCAGCGAGGAACCUGAAGCACUCCAAACCAUCUACUUGUACGCCGGCGGCAGCAAUGACCCCGCCCUCGCACCCCUCGGCGGCACAGGCUUCACAGCACUCGGCGACACAUCACUUCCCGACGUAGAAUACAUCGACUUCACUACCGACACCACCUCCGCGCUAUUCUUCACCUUGGGCGAACGCACCGGCAAAGUCAAGAUCGGCAACGGCGCCAACGUGGGAAAGCUCGCCGGGUACUCUACAUCCGGCGACUUCAGCUUGGUGAUUGUUGCCGAGACUACACUUGCCGAGGAAAAUGGCAUUUUGCCUUUAGAUUGUGGGAUCGUUGACGGAAAUGGGUUCCAGAUGCUUCAGUGCCAGUACGGUGAUGAGGGGGUUGCGGACCUUUGGACGUGUGCUGGACACUUGACGCUGGUGAAGCCUGGUGUUGACUUCACCAGCAAGUGUGCCCGUGCUGCUACGGCCUACAAGCUGGGCUACAUUCAGGUCAUCGACUAUUAG